AUGUAUAAGUUCAGAGAUUGCAAUAACCCGGAGCAUGCGCAACUGUAUACCGCAGCUAAAGAUGCUUACUUACAGAUUUCUAAGCAGGAAGACAUGUAUUGGCGCCAACGUGUAAAGAAACACUGGUUACACGAUGGUAAUCUUAAUACACGCUACUUUCAUAACAUGGCUUCAGUAAGGAGAAGGAAAAAUUUACUGGUGCAACUUAAGCAUAAUGAUGGAAAAUGGGUUGGAUGGGAUAACGGACUCAAAAAUCUGACUAUCACCUUCUAUACGAAUCUGUUUUCAUCCAAUCAAGGGAGUAUGCACGAGAUCCUGGAGAUGGAUCGCAUGCAAAACCAUGGCCAAUCGAAUGAGAAAGUUUAUGAAUGUAGCAAUUACGGAGGUCCAAAGUGCCUUCAUCCCUGGAAGAUUUAUUCGGACAAUGCAAUGAUUUCUCUUGAAACGAUGCACUACUUGAAACUCAAAACACAGAGGAAAAAAGGAUAUGUGGCUUUAAGGCAGCAUCUGUUUCACACCUAUUUUUUACGGACGACGCCUUGCACUUUUCUCAGGCAGAGAUUGGUCAAUUUGCAAAAAUCUGAUUUAUACUUUAGUCAGAAUACAUUGAAAGAUAUAAAGAUAGCGAUAAAACAUGCGCUUGGAGUGAAAGAGAUUGCUACCUCGAGCAAAUAUCUCGGAUUACCAUCCAUUGUGGGUAGAAAAAAGAAGGACAUCUUCCAAUAUGUAUUAGAUAAAGUUUGGAAAAAAAUGCAAAGGUGGAAGCAAAAGUACUUCUUUAGAGCUGGUAAGGAAAUCCUACUGAAAACAGUGGUGCAAGCUAUCCCAAAUUAUGUUAUGAUGCUAUUUCUUGUCCCAACAAGAACUUGUGACUCAAUUGAGAAAGCAAUGAAUGGGUUCUGGUGGCGUGGAAAAGGUGGUGACCCUCGGGGAAUGAGAUGUAUGGCAUGGAAAGGGCUAUGUAAACGAAAAGAAGACGGAGGAUUGGUAUUUCGAGAGGUGCAGGAUUUUAAUUUGGCUAUGCUAGCAAAAACAGCAUGGAGUUUGUUGACACGACCGGAGGCACUAGUGAGCCGAAUAUACAAAGCUCGAUACUUCCCUACAGGAGAUUUUCUUUCAGUAACAGUGGGAAAUAACCCCAGUUAUGUUUGGCGCUCAUUAUGCGUGGGGUUACAGGUCUUACAAGGGGGCUGUGUUAGGCGUAUAGGAGAUGGACGUACAAUAAAAAUAUUCCAUACUCCAUGGCUACCAUCCGACCAAUUGCAAGUUAUUCAAAGUGUGAGCAAUAAUGGGAUUGAGGAGAUGGUCGUGUCAGAAUUAAUAUGUGAGGAGACUCGAACAUGGAGAGAAGUGAAGCCGGAGACAAUUUUUAAUGCACAGGAGAUUGAACUAAUACAAAAAAUACCACUAAGCUCGACCUGA
Messenger RNA from Nicotiana tabacum (common tobacco), 1422 nucleotides. The record is from RefSeq and is a predicted model, not a curated record. Lineage: Eukaryota; Viridiplantae; Streptophyta; Magnoliopsida; Solanales; Solanaceae.